AUGCGACGACAUACCAAGAGUUUUGUCCUCUCAUUCCUGCUGCUCUGUGAUCUUGCGAUCGGCCUACGAAGGUACAACUUCACAAUCACUAGCCAAUGGAGUGCUGCCGAUGGCCAUGGGCGACCUGUCUUUGCCAUCAAUGGGCAAACCCCUGGCCCCUUGAUUACAGCCGUUGAGGGUGAAGAAGUCGAGGUAUUCGUGAAUAACCAGCUCGCUACUGAGACUACUAUGCAUUGGCACGGGGUUUAUCAAGUGGACAGACCUUGGAACGAUGGAGUCCCUGGAGUAACGCAAUAUUCAAUCCAACCACGUGAUAACUACACAUAUCGGUUUACUGUACAACAGCAAUAUGGAAGCUACUUCUACCACGGACAUUUCGGCCCUGCAUUUGCCGAUGGGCAACGCGGUCCCAUCUGGAUAGAACCUGCUGCUUGGAGACCAAGACCAUACAAGACUAUUUCAUCAUCACCACAGGAUCUAAAAGGAAUGCAGCAUGCAGAAGCAAACCCUCGACAUGUUGUCAUAAGCGACUGGAAUGCUGAGCCGAUGGAUAUACUACUUAUAAUGUACCGAGACACGGGUAUUGUCCCCUGGUGCAGUAACUCGAUUGUCAUGAACGGAAAAGGGGGACCCGGAAGAAACUCACUCGGCUGCAUGGUCCAAGCCAAACAGGCGCUCUACGCCAACACUCAAGUUUGUCAACCGACAAUGGGAGAGCUUGAAGUCGUCGCUGCGGUGGAUGGAGAAGAAUGGAUAUGGAUCAACUUUAUCCAUUCUGGAGCACACCACGAGUUACAAAUCAGCAUCGACGAGCAUGAAUUUUAUGUCGUGGCAGCAGACGGAGAAUUUGUUCACCCCCAGAAGGUACAUGCGGCUAACUGCAAUCUUGGAGAACGUAUUAGCAUCCUAGUACAUCUGGAUCAAACCCCAGGCGACUACGCAAUUCGCUUAACAUCACUUCGAAAAGAACAGGUCAUCCAGGGACUUGGCAUUCUUCGUUACCCCUCCAAAAAGAACAAUAACGAAAUUACAAAAAUACCUACCACGAAACCAUGGGUACACCUCAAUGGCACUCUAGUAUCUGCGUCUUUGAAGUCUAUGGACGAGAUGAAGCUGGCUCCUUUCCCUGCGAGACCUCCACCACCAACCUCUGACGAAACAGUAAAGCUAUUCAUCAACAUGACAGGGCCUUCAGCUUGGUCUUUGGGUCUGGGUUCUCACCAAGCAUUCCGUCAACAGUUGCCACCUCUUCUGUGGCAAGAGGACUCCCGAGGUAGCACAACACUGGGUGACCAGAACGCGCUCCGGAAUGGAUCUGUGGUUGACAUCAUAUUCGAAAAUGGAGCCAAUGUUACGACUCAGCAUCCCUUCCAUAAACAUAAUCACAAGGCGUGGAUAAUUGGAACUGGGCAUGACGGAUUUCCUUGGGCAACAGUUCAAGAGGCCCUUGAUGCAGGUGCUACGGACUACUUCAAUUUUAAGGACCCUCCUAUUCGCGAUGGAUGUCGGCUUGGAAACGCUACUGGAGACUGGACUGUCAUUCGCUACGAGAUCACGUUCCCUGCUGCGAGCAUGCUACACUGUCACAUGAUUCAUCAUUUUGGGGCUGGACAGCAGAUAGUUGUUCUUGAAGGAGUAGAGUCAAUGGCCCCGAUUCCCGAUGAGGUAAAACAAAAGGUUCACGCAGACUUUGUGCCGAACCUUCGUUACGGUCCUUUGGACUGA
Messenger RNA from Fusarium poae, 1725 nucleotides. RefSeq lists its product as uncharacterized. The record is from RefSeq and is a predicted model, not a curated record. The coding region runs from base 1 to 1725 and encodes 574 amino acids. Gene Ontology annotation, molecular function: oxidoreductase activity; copper ion binding. NCBI's taxonomy places the organism in Eukaryota, Fungi, Ascomycota, Sordariomycetes, Hypocreales, Nectriaceae. The transcript has 5 exons.